CCCCUUGAGUUAUACUUGAGUUGUUUAAAACAAUUGUAUUAACUUUUCUUUUGUAUACCACAAAGCAAUGUUUCUAUGUUUGCUGCAAUACUACACCUAACCGCUAGGGGGCAGUAAACAAUGCAAUAUGUGAGUGAGAUAUUCAGUGUAAGAUUCAGAUGAAGAAGCCAGCUCAACAUGCUUACACGAGGCUGGCAGUUGAUGUUGCAUCUCAUCUCUGAAACAGUCAAUGCUUCAUUGUGAGUGCUUUUGUUUUGAGAACUCUGGUGAGUUUUGCUGAUUCAUGCAUUACUUUGGGCCUAAUUGACAUUACCUUUCACUAGUUGUUGUCAUAAAAAAACCAAUCAGAGUUGUUUAUGAUGAUUAAAACUGUAUUUUUAUAUGUGUGAGAGAUUGAAAUAUUAUUAAUUUAUGUACAACAUUAAUUAAUCUGUUUGAAUUGAAUGUUUGCAUCAUCAUUUGUAUGUAAAUGAAAACAGAAAAGGAAAAAAUAAGAUGUUGUGCAGUGAGAUAAUAUAUUCAGGCACUUUUAUGUGGUUAAGUGUGCCUAUGUUAACAUUGUUGGAUUAACAAUUGAACUCAUGAACAUUUUGUGCACCUGAUAUACGAUGUCAAAGUAUAUAUAUUGUUAACAGCAAGAAAUGUUUAAUAUGACUUAUUUUGUGCAGAUUGGUUUUUUUGAAUGUCGAUUCUGUUGAUCCACGGUUGAACGGCGAGCCAGUGCCUGAUCUUUGAUUCAAAGAGCCAUCGCGAUUCCAUGCGGAUCUGUUGAACUUGAGAUAAGCACACAAACACUACCCGGGUAGAAAAAGUAACACAAAAAGGCCUUUACACAUCCACAUUUGAACAUUACACCCAUACACACACACAUAAAGGAGGACUAUUGAGACUUUACUCUGGACAAUUUUUGGGUUCAAUAUCAAGUUUUGUUCUUUGUGUUGAGUAUGAAUCCAUUGUGAAUUGAGACCAUUGUGAUUUCAUUUACAUUGUGGGAAUUGUUCAUUUAAAAUUUUGUAUCUGUAAUAAAAUUGCCGGCUGUUAAUUAAUUGAAUAUACUUUAUCCCAUUCUUUUAUUAUUAUAAAAUCCUCCUAGAGCCGAACCUAGGCUUUACUUAAACAUUUGUUGAGUAUAAUAUAUUGAAUACUUACCCAUCUGUUCCCGUGUUACAUACCUUUUCGUGGCGAGCCAGCCAGGAGGAUUUUUUUUUUUUAAAGCCGGUUACAAGUAUAUUUGGACAGUAGUGAAAUUUCAAGUUUUAUUUUCUGAAGUAUUUUUGUGAUUGAGCACAAUGAGUAUGUCUGAUAUUGAAAAGUGUUACAAUGUCAAAGCACAACGUUCAUUAUGUGUGUUAGGCAUUACUGAUAAUGACACAGAUGAUGACAUUACUGCAACUUUUGAGAAAUAUGGUGAUAUUGUGAAAGUAGUGAGAGUAGCUCCCUCUACUGGGCAGACAGGACAGUCCAUUAUUAUAGUUGAGUUUGAUGUAGACACUCCAGUCAUGCAUCUUGAGCCUAAUUUCCCACUAGAAAUUAAGAGUGUAAGAAACCCAGCAGUUACAUGGUAUGCAGAUAGCAUCAAAGUACUAGCACAGCGCUCUGCGCAGCCCAGUGCCCAAGUGCAAAGUUCAUCCAUUGAGUCAAGUGAUGACAGUGAUAAUGCUGACCCCGAAGAAGUCCCCUCUGACAACAGUGACGUCAUUCCAAAGAGGUAUAUAAAAAGAAAACCUUUUAAGAAGCCAAAAUCAAAGUCACGUGUCCUAAGCUCAGACAACAACCCUGAUCCUGCUGUGAGGAAAAAAAUGACAAAGCCUUCCUCUAACACACUUACCAAUGAUGACCUAAACCCUCCUGAGAUACAGCGUAUUGUGGUUGAACAUGUCAUCAAAAAUGAUUCUUUUUCUGUGCAGACACACUCCAAAUGGCUGCGUUCCUUCUCAGGAAAAGUACCUAAGCCCCCAGGAGAAGCUGAUUUUGAUACUUGGUGUCUUCAUGUUGACCUUCUGUUGCAGGAUUCACUUCCCAUAGAUAUCCAGCGAAGGAAAAUCUUAGAGAGCCUCUUACCACCAGCUUCAGAUGUGGUUAAGCAGCUGAAGAAGAUUUUUUAA
Messenger RNA from Misgurnus anguillicaudatus (oriental weatherfish), 2105 nucleotides. The record is from RefSeq and is a predicted model, not a curated record. NCBI's taxonomy places the organism in Eukaryota, Metazoa, Chordata, Actinopteri, Cypriniformes, Cobitidae.